AUGGCCAACUGGGCAGAGUGUCCCAUCGAUCUGAUUACUGAGAUUGCAAAGCGUGUUAAAGUGAUUGAAGAUUUCAUUGCUUUUGGUGCCGUUUGUACCUCAUGGCGAACUGCUGCCCCAAAGCAUAAUUUUGAUGUGCUUUCGCCCCAAGUCCCACUGCUUAUGUUGGGUGCCAAAGAUGAUGAUUAUCGAGAAUAUUACUCUCUUUCCAAGAAGAAAGUUUUACGCAUAUAUCUCCCGGAAGCUAGAGGACAAGAGUGUUUACCAUCGGAGGGAUGGCUUUGCACGGUGGCAAAUAAUACGGGGGAGAUGAACUUGUUGCAUCCUUUCUCUCAAAUCAAAAUACAGCUUCCCUCCCGAAAAGACUUACUGUCUUUUCAUGGUUUGGAUUAUCUCGAAAGACCACGUGAAGGGAAACGUUGGCACUGCAUAGACAAAGCUAUCUUAUCUGCAAAUCCAUCUCUUACAUCAGAUUAUGCGUUGUUGGUGCACUAUUAUGCAGGAGGUUCUUGUUUGGCUUUUUGGCGACCCGGAGAUCUUAAUUGGACGGAGAUUGAUGUUGUUACUUAUGGUGGAGUCUGCAAUAUGAUUUUUUGUAAAGGCCAAUUUUAUUCCGUGAGUUACGGUGGGGAAGUAUGGGUUUAUGAUAUUGCAGGGCGUAGCAUUGCUCAACCAAGUGUACAAACACGCUUGCUUGCUGAGCUUGAAGAUGAUAUGUUUAAGCUGCCUUCAGUUCAGUUCUACCUAGUUGAGUUAUCUGGUGCAUUAUUACUUGUUACUCGAUAUGCAAUCAGGAGCAUAGGUGAGGAUCCAAACGGUGCUUUUAAGAGCUUUAAAUUUAAGAUCUGUGAACUAGAUAUAACCAAAGGUAAAUUCAAGGAAGAGGAUAUUAAAACCUUGGGAGAUUCAUCAAUAUUUUUGGGCCGCAAUGGAGCAAGUUGCGUUGACUCUUCUAAGUUUUCAGGAAUCAAACCUAAUCGCAUAUAUUUUACUGAUGAUUGGUUGGAAUUUGGUAGAAUCGAGGAAGGAGGGGCUGGAAGAGAUAUGGGGGCAUACAAUAUAGAAGAUGGAAAAAUUGAAUCGUUUUAUCCUGAAUUGUCAAUAAGUCUUAUUUGCCCACCAACUUGGGUGAAGGAGAUGAUUGUGGCACCAGAAUCCCAGUUAGACUCAGUGCUUUCUGAUGAUAUAGGAGAAAUUUUUAUCAACAAGAUUACCAAAGAGUCCUGUUAUUUGGUUGCACCAUUGUCAAGGCACUUGCAUUGCAAAGAUGGAGUGAUAUAUUGA
Messenger RNA from Nicotiana attenuata, 1284 nucleotides. RefSeq names its product F-box protein At2g26160-like. The transcript is spliced from 3 exons. The record is from RefSeq and is a predicted model, not a curated record. Lineage: Eukaryota; Viridiplantae; Streptophyta; Magnoliopsida; Solanales; Solanaceae. The coding region runs from base 1 to 1284 and encodes 427 amino acids.